CCACGCCCCAUGGACCGCUGACGAGACAAGACAACCGACACCAAGCCAUCGCUGCGCAAACUGCCGCCAUCGCUCGCUGCGCCGUUUCUUGGGUCGUGUUUGUUGUUGCCGCAAGCAUCGUCAUCUCGCUGUUCGGCGUUUCCAUAAUAUCCGCCUCACUGCCCGAGUCCGUCGCGCGCCAUCUGGCUUCACCCCCGUCACGACCGCACUCCCCACUACGCCCGGCCUAGCACCAGCAACAUCUCUCGCGUCGCCGGCAUUCUCAAACACAGGCAAAUUGGCCUCACUAGUAGCAUAGAGGCCCUCCCGGCUGAGGCCGGACUCGCAUCGAGCUCCUGAUCUCAUCACUCGACGUGCCCUUAGCUCGCCUGCCGCGCCAACAUGGACUCAGACACCAACGACGGAGGGGCCGAUAAGAUCCAGUCGCUGCCCGUAAAGCGAAUCCGAUGGGCGACACACAGGGCGACUGGCACGACAGCCGCAAACAAGCGCCAUUCCCUCAAGGAGCGCCUGCACCGGCGCAUGGGCUCUGGGGGAGAGAAACGGGACUCACUGGGCAAAGAGGGAGGAUCAGCACCGGACGCGACAUCCGAGGGCUCAGAUGCAGGCAGCGACGAGCAGGAGGGCGGGCGGAGAGUCUACUUCAACGUUCCUCUGCCGCCGUCCGAACGCGACGAGGACGGCUCCCCAACAGUCCAAUAUGCGCGCAACAAGAUAAGAACAGCAAAGUACACGCCCAUCAGCUUUGUACCCAAGAACCUGUGGUUCCAGUUCCACAAUGUCGCCAACAUUUACUUCUUGUUCAUCAUUAUCCUAGGCAUUUUCUCGAUUUUUGGAGCCUCAAACCCAGCGUUGAACGCCGUACCUCUCAUCGUAAUUCUCGCCGUGACGGCUGUCAAAGACGCCAUUGAGGACUGGCGCAGGACAAUUCUGGACAUCGAACUCAACAACGCCCCAAUCCAUAGGUUGGUCGACUUCAACAAUGUUAACACUGCAGAGGAUUCUGUGUCGAUGUGGCGCAAGUUCAAGAAAGCGACCACCAGAACUAUCGUCACGACUUGGAGGGCCAUGAAAGGCGUAACAAAGAAAAAGGGUUCCAAGGGCAAGGGUGAGGGUAACAAGUCCAUUGAAGGCCCGCGGUCCUCAUUUGAUACACGACGGACAUCCGUUGCCUCGCGCCAGGAGUCAUAUUUUGGCCACCAGGAGGAUAUUCAGAUGACCCCCGUUCCCUCACCCUUGCCUGGUCAAUCCCCGACCCACUCUCCUCUCCUCACAGGGGGCCCAGGAGAAAACGACAAGGUUCGGGGCGCCGAUUCCAAGGGGACUUCGACGAAGAAAUUCUGGGGCAACGUUAUCAAUCCAUUUAAGACGGCUCCCGAGAAAGCGCGGUUCAUGAAGGAUGCCUGGAAAAGCGUACAAGUAGGCGACUUUGUCCGCCUGUACAACGACGAGGAGAUACCUGCCGACGUCAUUGUCAUUGCUACUUCUUCCGACGAUGGUGCUUGUUACGUCGAGACCAAGAAUCUGGACGGCGAGACGAAUUUGAAAGUUCGCAACGCUCUGCACUGUACACGCGAUGUGCGACACGCCCGACACUGCGAACGAGCCGAAUUCGUCAUCGAAAGCGAGGGUCCACAUUCGAAUCUCUACUCAUAUAGCGCUGUCAUGCGAUGGCAGCAGCACAACCCGAAAAGUCAAGAGACACCGACGUACGAAAUGGCGGAGCCCAUUUCGAUCAACAACUUGCUUCUUCGUGGAUGUCAACUGCGAAAUACCGAAUGGGUUCUUGGUGUCGUUGUGUUUACUGGCGAGGACACCAAAAUUAUGAUCAACUCUGGUAUCACCCCGAGCAAACGCGCUAGGAUUUCCAAGGAACUGAACUGGAACGUCAUCUACAAUUUCAUUCUGCUUGCUGUCAUGUGUCUUAUUUCAGGCGUUGUUCUGGGAACCACGUGGGGUAGAAGCGACACCUCGCACGCACUUUUCGAAUAUGGGUCUUACGGCGGCAGGCCUGCUACGGACGGCAUAAUCGCUUUCUGGGCCGCCAUCAUCCUCUUCCAGAAUUUGGUGCCCAUCUCUCUUUACAUCACACUGGAAAUCAUCCGCACCCUACAGGCUUAUUUCAUCUACAGCGAUACACAGAUGUACUACGAUAAGCUCGACUAUCCAUGUACACCAAAGUCCUGGAAUAUUUCGGAUGAUGUUGGACAGAUCGAAUACAUCUUCUCGGACAAGACAGGUACACUGACGCAGAAUGUUAUGGAGUUCAAAAAAGCCACCAUCAAUGGUGUUCCAUACGGAGAGGCGUACACAGAAGCUCAAGCAGGCAUGCAACGAAGACAGGGUGUUAACGUCGAGGUCGAAGGGGCUCGUGCUCGUCAACAAAUCGCGCGGGAUCGCGUGCGCAUGAUCGAGGGGAGUCGGAAGAUACAUGACAACCCUUAUCUGUGGGAUGACGACCUGACCUUUGUAGCCCCGGAUUACAUCGAUGAUCUCGCUGGAGAGUCUGGACGAGAGCAGAAAUUGGCUAACGAACAGUUCAUGAUCGCACUCGCACUCUGCCAUACUGUUGUUACCGAGAAGACCCCUGGUGACCCGCCACGGAUCGAGUUCAAGGCCCAAUCACCAGAUGAGGCAGCAUUAGUGGCCACUGCACGCGAUGUAGGAUUCACAUUCGUCGGACGAGAAGACGAUCGUCUUAUCGUUAAUGUCCUUGGGGUUGAGCGUAAAUAUCAAGUUCUUAACACACUUGAAUUCAACUCAACGAGGAAGCGAAUGAGCGCCAUCAUCAGAAUGCCGGACGGAAAAAUUAUGUUGUUCUGUAAGGGAGCAGAUAGCAUGAUCUAUUCCAGAUUGAUCCCUAACGAACAACGCGAGCUUCGUGCGACUACUGGCGAGCAUCUCGAGAUGUUCGCGAGAGAAGGUCUACGAACUCUCUGCAUAGCUCAGAAGGAGGUUUCCGAAGCAGAGUAUACAGAAUGGAAUCGAGACUAUGACGUAGCUGCAAAUGCUGUCGCCGGCCGUGAAGAGAAGCUAGAAGAGGUAUCCGACCGUAUUGAGAAUCAACUAUGGCUUAUUGGCGGCACUGCCAUCGAAGAUCGACUACAAGACGGCGUUCCCGAGUCCAUUUCUCUUCUUGGUCAAGCUGGUAUCAAGCUGUGGGUCCUGACUGGUGAUAAGGUCGAGACAGCUAUCAACAUUGGAUUCUCCUGCAAUCUCCUCGACAACGAUAUGGACCUCAUCAUUCUCAAGGUAACAGACGACAACAUCGCAUCUGUAGGAGCCCAACUCGACGAGAAGCUCGCCAUAUUUGGUCUGCAGGGAUCUGAAGAAGAACUGGCCGCCGCUCAAAAUGAUCACGAACCGCCUCCAGCCACGCAUGCCCUUAUCAUUGAUGGAGAUACCCUCAAACUGGCUUUGGAUGACUCGGUCAAGAGGAAGUUCUUGUUGCUCUGCAGAAAGUGUCGAUCGGUUCUUUGCUGUCGAGUCAGCCCCAGUCAAAAGGCAGCAGUUGUGAACAUGGUGAAAACCGGAUUGGAUUGCCUGACACUUGCUAUCGGAGAUGGUGCCAACGAUGUGGCCAUGAUUCAGGAAGCCCAUGUUGGUGUUGGAAUAGCUGGUGUCGAAGGUCGGGCGGCAGUCAUGUCCUCCGAUUACGCAAUCGGCCAGUUCCGCUUCCUCACUCGUCUAUUGCUUGUUCACGGUCGAUGGUCAUACCGACGACUUGCAGAGACCAUCGCUAAUUUCUUCUACAAGAACGUCGUUUGGACGUUUGCUUUGUUCUGGUACCAAAUCUACGCCGAUUUCGAUAGCGCCUACAUCUUCGACUAUACUUACAUUCUCCUUUUCAAUCUUGCCUUUACUUCUCUUCCAGUGAUAGUCAUGGGUGUCUUGGAUCAAGAUGUCGAUGCCCUGGUAUCCUUGGCUGUUCCUCAACUCUACCGACGCGGUAUCGAGCGGAAGGAAUGGACACAGCCGAAGUUUUGGGCGUACAUGGCCGAUGGAGCCUAUCAAUCCGCAGUCGCGUUUUUCUUUGUAUAUGAGAUAUUCGCACCCGCUACAUUUUCGAGCUCCAAUGGAUUGGACCUUGCUGAGUACAGACGGAUGGGUGUUUACGCUGCUACCACUGCUGUCUGCGCCGCUAACAUUUACGUCCUUUUCAACACUUACCGCUGGGACUGGCUGAUGCUUACAAUCGUGGCUGUCAGCACAAUUCUAAUCUGGAUCUGGACCGCAAUCUACACGUCUUUCACUGGGAGUGCGCAAUUCUACAAGGCGGGUCGCGAAGUGUAUGGAAAUCUGAACUUCUGGGCAUACGUCCUCUUGGCGAUUGUCGCAUGUUUGCUUCCCCGUUUCAUGUUCAAAUCUGCACAGAAACUGUUUUUCCCAAUCGACGCGGACAUCAUUCGAGAGCAAGUCGCGCAAGGAAAAUUCGACUACUUGAAAGAUGGCACUACUUCAAUUCCUCCUCCACAAGAGGAGGCUGCCAAGCCAGAAGCUGAUGCCACAAAAUACAAGGCCGCCAACGCCGACGCUACCGACGAGGACGUUCGCCCUAUCUACCCGCCUUCGGUGGUGACGACACACAACCCACGCUCCACGAAUGGCAGCAACAGUACCGACUUCACGCUCCGCCGCUCCAUGGAAGGCUUACCACCUGCACCACGCAUGUCGGUAGAAGGACGCGUAGAAAGUACGCAGCGCCCUGAACACCGCGUGCGACCAAGUUUCGACCGUGCGCGUAUGUCCAUGGAUCCUGUGCGUGCUAGCUUCGAGCAGAGUAACGACUUCACCUCUGCGGCGAUGUUGACGCGUCUCGAAUCUGCACACAGUCGGAACAGUUACCAGCACCCUAACCCUCAAGGACAAGGGAACGCGACUCCCAUGAGCAAAUUACGGAAUGCGUUGAGAAGAGCGACGAUCACAAGAGAGGAGCAACCGCAGGACUUGGACGCUCCGCCUAUGCCUAAGAGUCCGCCGGGAAGUCCGAAGCGGUAGUAUCACACGUGAAGUUGGGCGACUGUGGAUAACGUUGUUGCGUAUACCCCUGAUUACAACACGGCCUUGUACAUAAAACCAUCUCUUACGCAUUGCGUAUCGAUGUCUCACUGCAUCUCUAUAUUUUUCUUAUUAUCUUAGCCUCUGGGGGGGUUUCAGGAGCAAGCAGCGUUUUUGGAAACCUCGACGUUUUGUAUGAUCCAAAUUUGUCGAUUUUGCUUUGCGUUUCUUUCCUUUUUCUUUCUACAAAGCCGUCCAUGGAUUGGCUUGCCUAAGGCAGGUGCGUUUGUUUUAUCUUGCGGAGCUUCGAGAUUGCACUGGCAUUUAUAGACUGAUGCGGUAUGGAUGAUCGGAUAUAUGGGUGUAUAUAUUUAAUGAGUGUAACUGGCUUUCAUUGCAAGU
Messenger RNA from Dothidotthia symphoricarpi CBS 119687, 5400 nucleotides. RefSeq names its product phospholipid-translocating P-type ATPase. The record is from RefSeq and is a predicted model, not a curated record. Bases 382 to 4998 code for a protein of 1538 amino acids. Gene Ontology annotation, biological process: phospholipid translocation. Gene Ontology annotation, molecular function: ATP hydrolysis activity; magnesium ion binding; ATP binding. NCBI's taxonomy places the organism in Eukaryota, Fungi, Ascomycota, Dothideomycetes, Pleosporales, Dothidotthiaceae. The transcript has 4 exons. Gene Ontology annotation, cellular component: plasma membrane.